Molecule: messenger RNA, 3130 nt
Organism: Haliotis rufescens (red abalone)
Lineage: Eukaryota; Metazoa; Mollusca; Gastropoda; Lepetellida; Haliotidae
Product: beta-mannosidase-like
Exons: 17
Coding region: 10-2760 (916 amino acids)
Biological process (GO): carbohydrate metabolic process; glycoprotein catabolic process
Molecular function (GO): beta-mannosidase activity
Source: RefSeq, a predicted model, not a curated record
GUCAACAACAUGGCGGGUAUUUUCAGCUGUUGGUUAAUAGCUGCUCUGUUUUCUGUUUCGAUAUCAUCUACAGUGGAUUUGACUGGAAACUGGACUCUUGUUAACAAUGACAGAGGUGAGAGGAUCCCUGCCAGUGUGCCAGGCAGCAUGUACACAGCCCUGUACACCAACAAGCUGAUUCCAGAUCCGCUGUACCGGGACAACGAUGUCAAACUACGAUGGAUUGGACGAGAAGACUGGACGUACACACGCACUUUUCAGUUGAGUUCAGCAGACCUGGCUGCCUCUGCCCUCCAUCUUGUCUGUGACGGUCUGGACACCUUCUCAACCGUCUUCAUCAACGACCAGAAGGUCGGGACAUCAGAGAACAUGUUUGUCCAAUAUGUCUACGACAUAAAAAAUGCUGCCAAGGUAGGAGACAACGCAAUCCGCAUCGACUUUGAGUCUGCUGUAACAGUUGCUGCUCAAAAGGCCAAUGCUUCUGCCUAUGACAUUCCCGGCGAUUGUCCCAACAAGGUACAGAACGGAGAAUGUCAUGUCAACUUCAUCAGAAAGGAGCAGUGUUCUUUCAGUUGGAACUGGGGGCCUUCCUUCCCAACACAGGGAAUAUGGAAAAAUAUUUCCAUCCAAGCAUUUAACACUGCAGUUAUUCGCGAACUUUCAACAGCAACAAAAAGAGGAUCGGGAGGAGAGUGGAUGCUGGAUGUGGGCGUGUACUUCGAUGUGAGCGGGGGUUCUGUGUCGGGCGUCCUCACCACCAACGUUGUCGGGACAUCGGUGAUGAAGUCAAUGCCACUGACACUCACACCAACAAACGGUUCAUCCAACUUCACAAUCACCAUUCGUAGCAAUGUAAAUAUAAGCAAAUGGUGGCCGAAUGGUUAUGGGAACCAGACGCUCUAUAACGUCAACGUCACCUUCACCAGCAACAACGAGGUGUCCAACAAACAACGUCGGGUGGGAUUCCGUACUGUAGAGCUGGUGCAGGAUCCUGUUGGCAACAACCAAGGUUUUACGUUCUAUUUCAAGAUAAACGAUUUACCAGUUUUCUUCAAGGGAUCAAAUUGGAUCCCCGCGGACAGUUUUCAAGAAAAUAUUACCAGAGAACAUCUGCGCCGUCUGCUCCAAUCAGCAGCAGAAGUUCACAUCAACUCAAUGAGAGUUUGGGGAGGAGGGGUUUAUGAGUCAGAGGAUUUUUAUGAGCUCGCGGACGAAUUUGGCAUCAUGAUCUGGCAGGACCUGAUGUAUAGUGAUGCCCUCUACCCCAGCACUCCAGACUUCCUUGAAACAGUGUCCCAAGAGAUCACACAUCAGAUUCGACGAACGAGACAUCAUCCAUCUAUAGUUCUGUGGGCAGGAAGUAACGAGAAUGAGGAAGGAUUGAGAGCGAACUGGUAUGGCAGCCAGGAUAACUACACGCUCUACUACAAUGACUUCAUCAGGUUGUACGUGACAACCAUCAAGACUAUUGUAGACAGGGAAGACCCGACCCGUGUGUAUCUGUCAUCCAGUCCCAGUAAUGGCAAGGAUACAGAGAAGGAAGGAUGGGUAGCUAAAGACCCUCAGUCCGAAUUGUAUGGCGACAUUCACUUCUAUGAUUUCGUUUCUGACCUGUGGAAUGAAUCAUCAUUUCGAAUCCCUCGUUUCGCCUCUGAGUACGGGAUCCAGGCCUGGUGUGACAUCGAGACCCUGGAAGAUGUGUUUGACUCGGGGGACUUUGACUUCUGGGGACCAAUGUCCAGUCACAGAAAUCAUGAGGACCAUGGUAAUACUCAGAUGAUGCAAGAGGUUCUCCAGCACUUUAAUGAACCUACGACUAAUUCAGAUGCCAAACAAAGAUUUAGUGACCUCAUCUACUUAACACAGAUCAACCAGGCCGUGUCAGUACAGGCUGAGACUGAGCACUACCGCCGCUGGCAGAAUGACCUGACGUCAGAUGGGCGGGGACAGACUAUGGGCGCCCUCUACUGGCAGCUUAAUGACAUCUGGCAGGCACCAACAUGGGCUAGUAUAGACUACAAAGGCAAAUGGAAGAUGCUGCACUACUAUGCUCGGAAGUUCUUCGCUCCAAUGCUCAUCUCCCCCUUCAUGGACGGCAACUUCCUCAACAUCUACAUGGUGGUGGACGAGAUCCCCCUGACCGAGGUCAAGGACACCAAGACCGGUAUGAACGUCUUCACCCCUGCCUCCACCAGCCUCCUCCAGUCCAGCUUCCCCAACCACGAGGCCGUGCAUCUGAUGAAGAAGACAACUGAAGCCACCGUAGGAACGCUCUUCAUCCAGAUCUACCGAUGGGACAGCUUUACCCCUCUCAUGACAUACACCUAUGCAUACAAUGUGACGAGAUCGUCCCAGUCAGUUUGGAGGUAUGAUAUUGACGAUCUGUUGAUGACGUGCGCCUGCCCAGGUAGGUCCAGCUGUUUUUUCUACGUGUACCUGAAUGACCCAGCUGGCGGGAUCAACACAUACCUCCCCCUCACCCACUACAACAACGUCACUGGACUCGCCAAAGCUCAAAUUAUGAUAACUGGUGUCACAAUGAUGUCGGACACUGAGUUUAAAGUCGCCAUUGAGUCUGAUCACAUCGCUCCAUUCGUUUGGUUGGAUGCAGUCGGAAUUUCUGGCAGAUUCUCUGACAAUGGAUUCCUCAUGAUUGAACCGUUUCGUACAGUGACCUUCACCUCGUGGGACCCUGUUGAUCUGGAGACUCUUUCACGAUCCUUGAUUUCUAAAUCAUUGAUGGAUCUUUAUAUAUCAUAGAAAUUGUUGAAAUAAUAUAAUCUAUAAAUAAAAUUAAAUUAAGGCUUUUCAAAUUUGGAACUACAGGUAAAGAUAUAUAUUCUGUCAGACAAAAAAUGAAACCACUUGUCAACUGUUCAUAUACCAAUCAAAACAUAUAUACAUUAGCUUACUUUGCAUUGAUUAUCAUCUACUAGUAUUUAAACUGUCGUUUAUGUGUCAAUAUUUGACUUUCAUAACUUUAAGGUUUUUUUUGACAUGAUAUGCAUCUGUUUGUCAAAUACAGUUUUGCAUGAUACAUUUUGAACAUUCAAAUACAAAGAGUUAGUGAGUGAGUUGAAUUUUACGCCGCUAUUAGAAAUACUACAGUUAGAUCAAGGCGGGGAUACCA